UGCACUUUGAGUCUGAGAAGAAAACAAGUGAUAAAAAAUGUACUUUUAGCUGGUGAGGGAGGAGAGGAGAUAGUACACGUGUCCGCCAUUGGCAAUUUCUUGCUGCAUUAUAUCUUGUUUGAGCAAGAAUAUAACUUUAAAGCGAAAUCUUGAGAACCAACAAUCCCUGUGUGAAUGCUUAACACUAAAGCCCAGAACCUGAGAAUCUUUGGCCUUUAAGCAACCUUUGCUCCAAGCAAUUCUGCAAUUCUACGCCUUUUUAUCAAUGGAUUUCAUCCGUAUAGCCCUCAUUGUUUUUCUUCCUUGUCUUCUUGAUUCUGCACAAAUUGUUAGUCUUUCAGGACUCAACCAUGCCACAAAGAAAAGCAAUCACACAUGCUGAUCUUGCGCCAGGUCCUCGAUGCACAGAUUUGGGUAGCAAAACAGCUGCCUUCCUAAUGGUCCUCACCAUUUUAUGUGGCCUUUUUUGCUUCAUUCUUUGUCUCAUUGCCGAAGCCACUCGUUCCCAGGUAACAUGGGUAGCUGGGGAUGUUAAAGGAAAUACUGUGAACUAUGAAUGUGUAUACAGUGGCAGUGGCAAGACACCAUUGUUAUGUGCUGCCGUUGCAUUUGUGGGACUAGCAGUUGCCAUGGUAGUGGAACACGGGUACAUGUUGAUUGCGAUAAGUAAAGCACCUCCUCCAGUUUUGCUUACCUGGGACCACAAUUAUGCUUCUGCCAAGACUAUAACCUGGCAAGCAGGUUUUUUCUUCGUUGCUACUUGGCUUUGCUUUGCUAUUGGGGAAAUCUUGCUGUUAAUCGGACUGAGUGUGGAAUCGGGGCACCUGAAGAAUUGGUCUAGACCAAGGCCAAGUUGCCUCAUCAUCAAACAAGGCUUGUUCUCUGCUGCCGGAGUCUUUUCAUUACUAACAGUGUUUCUUGCUUCUGGGUUAUACUUGACAGCGUUGCGUGCACAAAGAAUAUCCCAAGAGCACGAAAACCUGCGGCGACAGAUGCUUGAAGCCUCCGUCCUCUACGCGUCACCGCCACGAUCACCUCCGCAUCAAAUUUCUGCCACUGCAAGGGAGAAUCCUAUUGCUGGAGAGAGUCAUCAAAUUGUGCAAACACCAUUUAGAGAUCGACAAGCUUUUAGCAAGAACUUGAGUUUAGUGUAAGACAAGCAAAUUAAAGAUGCAUGUUGGCGCCACUUGCAGCAAAGCUACAUAGGAUAUGGUGAAAAGUGUAAUUCAUUUAUUUUUGUAAAAAGAAUUUUUCUUUUUUUUUUUUUUUUUCUAACAACAUAUUUCUGGGAAUUGAGUGUUAUGUCGAGAUGAAAUAAACUUAAAUUUAUUAA
Messenger RNA from Hevea brasiliensis (rubber tree), 1333 nucleotides. RefSeq lists its product as uncharacterized. Bases 351 to 1154 code for a protein of 267 amino acids. The transcript has 3 exons. Lineage: Eukaryota; Viridiplantae; Streptophyta; Magnoliopsida; Malpighiales; Euphorbiaceae. The record is from RefSeq and is a predicted model, not a curated record.